AUGCGCGGGUGGAGAAUCUGCGAGCCAGAUCGGCGCCUUCUGGAGGAGGCCCCGGAGCCCAACGUGUCCGCCCUGGCGCUGGCGGCAGCCUCCGAGCCCACGGAGGCGGAGCCCGAGGCGAACCUCGAGGCGAGCAUCGAGGCAAGGAGGAUGGUGGUCGGCACCCUUGCCGUGGCGGCGGGCGUGUCCCUCUGGGCUCUCUUGGUGCGGCACGCGCGGCAGAAGGGGGCACUGCCCCCCCUCCGUGGCGGCCUGGCCGACGGCGAUGCCAAGGGCAGCGGGAGCAGCGCGGCCUACGUCGACGUCCACGGCGACACGGAGAGGGGUGAGGGGAGCAGGGCCCUCGUGCCCCUCUGA
Molecule: messenger RNA, 357 nt
Organism: Prorocentrum cordatum
Lineage: Eukaryota; Dinophyceae; Prorocentrales; Prorocentraceae
Source: the annotation of a GenBank genome assembly